This is a messenger RNA of Zingiber officinale, 746 nucleotides long. RefSeq names its product 16.9 kDa class I heat shock protein 2-like. Gene Ontology annotation, biological process: response to heat; response to hydrogen peroxide; protein folding. The record is from RefSeq and is a predicted model, not a curated record. The transcript has a single exon. Bases 101 to 571 code for a protein of 156 amino acids. Lineage: Eukaryota; Viridiplantae; Streptophyta; Magnoliopsida; Zingiberales; Zingiberaceae.
CCCGUUUCUAUAAAUCAGCACCCAGGUCGAAUUGUUUAGCCAUUGUUAUAGCGAAGCCUUCGACAAACGUUCGAGAACGCCUGAUUGAGAGCCACCGACAAUGUCGAUCGUGAGGCGCAGCAACAUCUUCGAUCCCUUCUCCCUCGACUUCUUCGAUCCCUUCGACGGCUUCCCCUUCGAUUUCUUCGGUGCCCUCGCCGACCCUCGGCCCGGCGUCGCCAGUGACGCCUCCGCCUUCGCCAACACCCGCAUCGACUGGAAGGAGACGCAGGAGGCGCACGUGUUUGAGGUCGAUCUCCCCGGCGUCAAGAAGGAGGAGGUGAAGGUGGAGGUGGAGGAAGGGCGGGUCCUCCAGAUCAGCGGCGAGCGCGCCAAGGAACGAGAGGAAAAGAACGACAAGUGGCACCGCGUGGAGCGCAGCAGCGGCAAGUUCCUGCGCCGGUUCCGGCUGCCGGAGAACGCCAAAGUGGACCAGGUUAAGGCGGGCAUGGAGAAUGGUGUUUUGACGGUGACGAUCCCCAAGGAGGAGGUGAAGAAGCCGGAAGUGAAGUCCAUUGAGAUCUCCGGCUGAGUUUGUAAUGAGGGAUCGAGUCUCUCCCGCCCCUGUUUCUGGUGAAUUACUCCUCGAUCCUCUCUGUUGAUUGAGUUUCUUCAUGUUGCAUGUGCUGUCUACUUCUCAUUUAGGUCUUGCUUCUGUAAAUUCUAUGUGUUCAAUAAUCGAAUAAAAAUCUCAAAAUCUUCGAAUA